Molecule: messenger RNA, 3156 nt
Organism: Dicentrarchus labrax (European seabass)
Lineage: Eukaryota; Metazoa; Chordata; Actinopteri; Moronidae
Gene: ppap2d
Product: phosphatidic acid phosphatase type 2D
Exons: 6
Coding region: 701-1690 (329 amino acids)
Biological process (GO): phospholipid metabolic process; signal transduction; phospholipid dephosphorylation
Molecular function (GO): phosphatidate phosphatase activity
Source: RefSeq, a predicted model, not a curated record
GAAAGCGAGCAGUCACUACACAGCUGUCAGGUCAGGUGGAUCGAACAUGUUGUGAGCUCCAGCCUCGUCGUUACACAUUGAUUUUGUUGGGUGUUUUUUUUUUCUUUUUUUAUUACCGCGGAGGUCAAGUCAAACCGAAUAUCACCGGAAAUUACGAGUUUUCAUACCAAAAUUAACGUUUCGCUGUUGCUCGACCAACUGCGAGACUAACACUCACCGAGAGGGCAUUUUAUUUUGAAAUUUUGAAGCAAAGAGGUCUGUUUUUCAUUUAUGUUUGACACAUGUGAAUGGUGUUCUGUUCGGGACGUUUUUUUUGGGAGCAGAGUACAACAAGCUCCCACUCCGAAGUUGGUUUAAAGUUGAGUUGAAGUUUGUCCGGACGGCUGUGUUCCCUCCCUUUUUUCCCAAUUAGCUCCGACCUUUUCUAUUUUUCUCUCUGCCAUUUUGCUUUUUAAAUUGAGAAACGUGUGUAACGUUUACGUCAACUCAUCGGUUGUGUUGGCUGACCGGGGUCCCCUGCUGUCAAACUUUCGUUGACAUGGAUUUGUUGCGCCCACGACGGACGGACUGAAAAAGUUUGGGAAUUUCCAUCAUUCACGAGCUAGCUGCGACAAAACGCACUCAUUGCAGCUACUUUAAUUUUUUUAUAUAUAUAUAGGCUAUAUAAACAAGUUGUCAUUAACGAAUUUAGCUAAAAAACAUGUUCAAUUCCACCGGCACCCACUGCAACACCACGCUGCCCCGGGACGCGGAGCUCCAGCUGCGGUUAGCUGACAGCGGAGGAACCGGGGAAGGGAAGGAGAACGGCGCUGGGAAACAUUUCGUCUCCCCGGCUGAGGAGGAGAGCUCGUUUUGCACCAAGAGGAAGAUGCUCGUCGGUUUGGAUUUAAUAUGUCUUUGUGUCGCCUCCAUCCCAUUCUUUGCCUGUGAGUUGAAGGCGGUGACUCCGUACAAGCGAGGCUUCUUCUGUGGAGACUCCAGCAUCACCUAUCCCUUCGUGCCGAGCGAGGCCAUCCCUGACAGCCUGCUCAUUGCUGGUGGUAUAGCCAUCACUGGCCUAACGAUUGCACUGGGUGAAUGCUACCGGGUGCGUUUCCGAGGUGUACACUCGCGGGCCUUUGUUCGAAACUGCUAUGUGUCGUGCCUUUACAAGGAGCUGGGAAGCUUCCUGUUUGGUUGCUGUGUGGGUCAGUCUCUCACCAAUAUGGCCAAGCUAAGUGUGGGACGCCUGCGACCCAACUUCCUGUCUGUCUGUAACAUCACCUAUGAAUCCAUCAACUGCACUCCGGGCAGCUACGUGUCCCAGGUCACCUGCAGGCAGUCUAGUCAGAAGAUGGUGGAGGAAGCAAGGAAGUCUUUUUUUUCCGGCCAUGCUUCCUUCGCAAUGUACACCAUGCUCUAUCUGGCAUUCUACCUGCAGGCGCGGUUGUCAUGGCGAGGAGCUCGGCUGUUGCGCCCUCUAAUACAGUUCCUCUUAGUGAUGAUCGCCAUCUACACCGGCCUGACACGCAUUUCUGACUACCGUCACCACCCCACUGAUGUCCUCACAGGCUAUAUCCAAGGAGGCCUCACUGCAUAUUGGGUGGCCUUCUACAUCUCCUCCAUGUUUAAGCCCUGCACCCGUCCAGACCUGUCUCCCACUAGCACGUCCAUGGAGAGUCCACUGUCCAGCCAGCAAACUGUCUGUUAGCAGAUGCAUGCAAUCACUCUAGGAAUCAGAAGAUAAGAGAAGAUGGACUGCAGAAAGACAGGGAGAAUGUCAGAUAGCACAGGUGAGGGGCAGAGAGAAGGGAGAAACUUCAAUCUUUAAUUAAGGGAAUCAUUCUUAGAGAAGGAUAUGAUUAAAGAUUACAAUCUAACACAUGCUUGCUCUUUCGGGCAUACUGAUACACAUGCAAACAUACAUUCACACAGUAAUCUAACAUGUUCACACACUCACACAUGUGAAAUACAAGAAGCACAUUUGACUGUGAGUCAAACCCGUCCAGUGAAAAGAACUGCAUAGUAAUAUUACAGAUAUUUUUUUAUAUAUGAAAAAAAUAAAAUAAAAAAUUUAUAUUUUUCAAGAGGAUUUUUUUAGAAGCUGCUAAUGUUAAUAGUUUCCAGUUUUAACUGUUUUCUUCUGUUAUGGAGGCAUUUGGUCAGUGAAUUUAGUAAAACUGGUCACUUUUUGGUCUUGGGUGAGAGAGGGAAAAAACUGCAGCCUCCUCUUUGUUUUUGAUCCUCUGCUAGUCUUGGAAAACAUCACCCAGCAGCUGUGAACUGAGACCAUCAGACCUCAGAUAUAAAAGAUGGCUCUGUACCAAGUGACAGAACUGACAGUGAUAAUGAACAAGCACUGGCUUCUAACCAUUUUACCUUCAGUGGCCUGAUGAGCCACUGCUGUAAUCAGACUGCCCUGCAUCACUAUGACUAAACAACAGCCUGUGCAUAAGCAGAGAAAACAAACAGUAUUUGUGCUGUAAGACAAUGUUAUCUUUCUUUUUUGUGUAACUAAGGUAGUGAUGGGGAGGAAUCUGACCAAGUUACUUACCUACCCUAUCACCUUUCUGUACUAACCACUUUGACUGUGUCUCAGAGGUGGAGGUUUGACUGAAUUUUGUAACCUUUUACUUUUGCCCCUGGACUCUCUGAGCUGCACCUUGAUUUAUGCCACUCUGACAGGAGAGCCGACAUGGCUGCGACCCCAGCGGCUCUCCUGUGCAUCUUUAUUAAUAGCACUUGAACGUACAUAAUGGAACCUUCUAAUUAUAAUCAAUAUUAUAUAUUUUAUCACAACUUUGAAUAAUCAGUGUUUAUUUUUGUUAAUGUCAGACUCAUACACUAUGUUUUUUCUUGAAAUGAUAAUUAUUCAAAUUGAAUGUAAAUAGCUAUUUCAUUUUAUAAACCACACAGAAUUUCAAAAGUAUUAGUUCCAGUUUUGGACCGUUUUUACAUGUUUAUUAAGUGUUUGUAUUUACGUUUGUGUUGAUCAGGUACGGAGAGUUACUAUUGUAUCUGUUGUAACUACUAGACUGAGCCACAGAUAUUAUCAGAAAGCUAUAUUUUUUGUGCUCCCAGUUAUUGUUAUUUGUUUGUUUUGUCUGUGAAUGCCAGAAAGGCAGAAAUAACCACUGUACUCAAAAAACCAAACCAAUAAAAUGAAUGUUGAAUGUU